Molecule: messenger RNA, 1827 nt
Organism: Monopterus albus (swamp eel)
Lineage: Eukaryota; Metazoa; Chordata; Actinopteri; Synbranchiformes; Synbranchidae
Gene: ddit3
Product: DNA-damage-inducible transcript 3
Exons: 2
Biological process (GO): ER overload response; intrinsic apoptotic signaling pathway in response to endoplasmic reticulum stress; negative regulation of transcription by RNA polymerase II
Cellular component (GO): CHOP-C/EBP complex; CHOP-ATF4 complex; cytoplasm
Molecular function (GO): transcription factor binding; DNA-binding transcription activator activity, RNA polymerase II-specific; protein heterodimerization activity
Source: RefSeq, a predicted model, not a curated record
CACCUGCCCCCGCCAUACCCCCCUGGCGUGGGGCCGUUGUGUGGUGCAGAGUUGGAGGCGUGGUAUGAGGACUUGCAGGAUAUUCUAGGCUCUGACACGGGAGGGGCAAAACUGGCACGUGCCCCCACAUGCACAGAGAAGGAGCCGGAGUUUCUGGAUGUUCUGGAGAGUUGCUCCCUGACAUGGCUGACGGACGGAAGUCAGACAUGGGGCGAAAGUGUCCAGAGGGCAGCAGAGGAGAUCCACAACACCCAGGCUCUGCAUCACACCUCAUCGUCAUCCUCUUCUUCCUCCUCCUGCAUGAGUCCAUCUAUUGCAGAAGAGCGGAAGGUGGAGGCUGAGAGUGGAAGAAGUGGAGAUGGCUCUGCAGGAGGUGGCAGUGACCUGCUACCUCCAGAGUUCUUUGAGUUGCUGAGUGAAGGAGGAGUGGGAAUGGUGGAUGCGAGUGGCGCGGUGAUAAGCAGUGGCUAUUAUUAUCACCACCAUCAUCAACACCACCAGGUUAAUGUCCAUCCUGCGUCUCCCUCAGCCAGCGAGGAAGAACUACCUUGUGUCCCAGAUUCUCCAUCAUGCUCCUCCUCAGCCUCCCAGUCACCAUCUCAAAAUUGCUCUUCUCCCUCCUCACCGGUCUCUUCCCCUUCUGCCUACUCAUCCUCCCGUUUGGGAAAACGUAAGAGGACCACCAGCGAACGGGCCAAUGGUGCCUUGUCCUCUUUCACCUCCUCCACACAGCACACAUCCUCAUCCUACUCAUCUGCCAAAAAGAGUCGGAAAGAAAGAGAGCAAGAGAACGAGAGGAAGGUACAGGAGCUGACAGAGCAAAACGAGCGUUUGAAAGCGGAGAUUGAAAGGCUGGGAGAGGAGGUACAGAGGACACGCAGAGCCCUGAUAGAGAGGCUAGUUAACACCAGGAAAUGAGGAUAAAGAUGGAUAAAAGAUGACAGGUCCUACAGAAUUGGAAUAAGCAGUGGUGAGGAAAGGUGUAAUAUGGUGGUCAUGAAAUGCCUCUUAAACUAGAAAGGAUGGAAACCAAAGAUAUUUUAUAAGAGAGGAUUUUUGGAAAAGACAGAGCUAAAGAUGGAAAGAAGAAAAGUGAUGAAAGUCAAGAAAAUGUAGAGAAAAGGGGCUGCAGCAGCAGUGCAGCAAAUAAAAAGACACGGUAUGUACAAAAGAAAGGGAAGAACAAACAGCUCUAAGUGCAGAUCAUGCAGUGGUUUAAGAUGAAUGUUUGUCAUUUUAAAGAAUGCCUGCCACUAGGGUUCAUCACGUAGGAUGGUAGAAACAACAGUUAUGAGCAUUUUGUGAUUUGCAUAUAGGAUAGAAAAGAACUUAAUUCAGAGAGUGCAAUUCGUCAUCAUCAUCAUCAUCUCUUUCCACCAUUUUGCAAUAAACUGUAACUCCUACUUUAAGGGCUACAAUCUGGCUAGUAGAGAUUAUUUGCCCAAAUUUGUGGAGAGUUUAGGAGCUCAGGAAAAGUCUGAAAGUGCCCAGUGCAGUGUGAGUAUGAGAGAGAAUUCAUACCCUUUCUUACUAUUUUAUAACGCAUUGCUUGAGUGUAUGUGUUUCAGAUAAAGCAAGUAGGACCCAGCUAUACUUUCUAAGCUGAUCUUUUCUAUCAAUAUGGGAAUUUGUUGUUCUAUCCUGCUUUACUAUUUUUAUAUAAUGCUGUAAUAUACAAUUGUACUGUAUUGGCUUAUACUGUAAUAUUCCAACAUAUUCCGUUUAUUUUGUCAUUAUAGUUACAAAUUUUUAAUUGUAGAAUAAUAUGCAUGGCUUUUAUCAUUAAUGGCAUCAAAUACAUGUAUUUUACCAUACCAUUUAUUUUAA